Balaenoptera acutorostrata (minke whale) is the source of this 7645-nucleotide messenger RNA. It is a transcript of the gene BBS12, whose product is annotated as Bardet-Biedl syndrome 12. NCBI's taxonomy places the organism in Eukaryota, Metazoa, Chordata, Mammalia, Artiodactyla, Balaenopteridae. The record is from RefSeq and is a predicted model, not a curated record. The transcript has 3 exons. Gene Ontology annotation, biological process: photoreceptor cell maintenance; chaperone-mediated protein complex assembly. Gene Ontology annotation, molecular function: ATP binding. The coding region runs from base 210 to 2354 and encodes 714 amino acids.
CCAGCUGGGCCCGCGGCGCGCUUGCGCAAAAUGCGAACCGGAAGGGAAGGUUCUUCCCCCGGGCGUUUUGGCGUCGCAGUGCCAGGCAGAACUUCGGGGAACUGGAAUCUCUCGUAGGGAUGGAGAAAAGAGCGAGCUGCCCCAGGGUAAACAUGGAGUAGACAGAGUUGGAUUGCAUCAAGAUUAGUGGCUUUUCAAGAUGAUGAUUCAUGGUGAUGGCUUGCAGGGUCAUAAACAAAAGAAGGCACAUGGGACUUCAACAGCUUUCAUCGUUUGCAGAAACAGGAAGAACUUUCCUAGGCCCAGUAAAAUCAUCCAAAUUUAUUAUAGAUGAAGAGUGUCAUGAAACUGUGUUAAUCAGUUCAACAGUAAGGCUUCUUGAAAGUUUGGAUUUAACCAGUGCAGUGGGACAACUUCUCAAUGAAGCAGUUCAAGCACAAAAUAACACAUACAGAACUGGAACCAGUACUCUUUUGUUUCUUGUUGGUGCAUGGAGCAGUGCUGCUGAAGAGUGUCUUCAUUUGGGCGUCCCCAUUUCAUUAAUAGUGUCUGUAAUGUCAGAAGGCUUGAAUUCAUGCAUUGAAGAGGUAGUUUCCCUUCAAGUACCUAUCCACAAUGUAUUUGACCAUAUGGUUAACACAAAGACAUUUUCUGGACCUGAAACAUUUAGUGUCAGCGUAUACCCUUUUCUCCAAAUGCCUUCAGGUACUGGUUUGAUACAGAAAGAGCGUGAUCUCAAAGAUGUUGCCUCUCAGUCAUUGGCCAUUUACAGUCUUUCUGGGAGACCUGUUAAAUCGCCUCAACUCUUUAGGUCUCAGGCUAAGGUUGAAGCAGAUGAAAACACAUCACAAACUCCUCAAACUCUGAAAAACAGUCCACUUGCAGACACCCGCUGCAGAAAGUCAGUACUAACCCACAGUAGACAUUUUAGUAGGACAGGUAAUAAUCAAUGGAUAAGCAAACCAGAUGUAUUUCUAGAACAACUUAGUGCAGCUACUCCCAAGACUUAUAGAUGUGAUGAUUUGGUGGAGUUGGAGGUGGGUUUGAGUCACGGAGGUCACAGCAGCAUGAAGUUAGUAGAUGAAGCAGUACGGCUACAAUAUCAGAACGCAGGUAUGCAACAAGGCAGCUGUACAAUGCCAUUUCUUUUUGACAUUUCAAGAAUCUUCACUUGCUGCUUACCGGGUUUGCCUGAAACUUUUUCUUGUGUCUGUCCAGGAUAUAUCACUCUUGUAUCAAUAUCUAGUACUACUCUGAUCAAGGAAUUGCAGAAUCAGCCUAUCCGGGUAGUUCUUGUUGAAGGUGAUCUCACAGAGAAUUAUCGCCACCUGGGAUUUAAUAAGUCUGCAAGUAUUAAAACAGUAUCAGAAAGCUUGAAGCUUCAACAAGAUGGCUCAGAAGAACUGUGGACAGAUCAUGUGUUACAGGUAUUAAUCAAGUUCAAUGUGAACCUUGUCCUGGCACAAGGAAAUGUGUCUGAACGCUUAAUUGAAAAAUGCACAGACAACAAGAGGUUGGUAAUUGGAUCAGUGAAUGGCAAUGUAAUGCAGGCUUUUGCAGAGGCUUCAGGAGCAGUGCAGGUGGCCUACAUUACACAAGUAAAUGAAAACUGUGUGGGCAAUGGUGUCUGUGUGACCAUCUGGAGAAGCAUUCCCUUCGAUGCUGUAGAUCGGAUCAACAGAAUGGCAAUCGUGUUAAAAACAGAAGGAAUUAAUUUGGUGACAGUAGUGCUGACUAGUCCAGUCACUGCCCAGAUGCAAACCAAAGAAGAUACCUUCUGGACUUGUGCCUAUCGUCUGUAUCAUGCUCUAAAAGAGCAAAAGGUCUUCCUUGGAGGUGGUGCAGUUGAAUUUUUGUGUCUUAGCCAUCUUCAGAUUCUUGCAGAGCAGUCUGUGAAUAAAGGAAACCAAGGCUGUUCAGGAUGGCUUCAUAAUACUUCCUCUUGGCUGGCCUCAUCUGUGACACAGUACAGACCGACUGUGCUUAAAUGCCUGGCAAAUGGAUGGCGCAGAUACCUUUCAACUCUCCUGUAUAACACUGCCAGUUACUCAUCAGAAUUUGAAGCCGGCACAUUCAUUCAGCAUCAUCUACAAAAUGCUGCAGACUCUGGCUCUCCUUCAUCUUACGUCUUGAAUGAAUAUAGUAAACUAAAUAGUGGGAUUUUAAAUUCAGACAUUUCAGAUAAACCGGAACAGAUUCCAAGAGUUUAUGACGUUGUUACACCAAAGAUUGAGGCAUGGCGCCGAGCUUUGGAUUUAGUACUGUUAGUUCUUCAGACAGACAGUGAAAUUAUCACUGGACUUGGGCACACGCAGAUAAAUUCGCAGGAAUCAGAGGGCAUUUUAUUUUUGUAGUGUUAUUGGCUAAGUCUUUGGAAAAUAAUCUUUGGUAAUAUGUCGUGCUAAUAAUAAAUUUUCUAAUAGCCAAGUCACAGUUUCUAAAAUACCAGCUUUUACCAAGAGAAAAUAAUUGAUGUGUGUCAAUAACUGUACAGAGUCGGGGAUUUCACCCUACUUAACAACUUUUUUUCUAUUUCUAUAUCUUUAUUCUAUUCUGUAGCUGGACAUGUCUCUUUUUUUUUAACAUUUUAUUGGAGUAUAAUUGCUUUACAUUGUUAUGUUAGUUUCUGCUGUAUAAGAAAGUGAACCAUUUAUACAUAUACAUAUGUCCCCAUAUCCCCUCCCACUUGCGUCUCCCUCCCACCCUCUCUAUCCCACCCCUUUAGGUGGUCACAGAGCACCGAGCUGAUCUCCCUGUGCUAUGCAGCUGCUUCCCACUAGCUAUCUAUUUUACAUUUGGUAGUGUAUAUAUGUCAGUGCUACUCUCUCACUUUGUCCCAGCUUACCCUUCCCCUCCCCGUGUCCUCAAGUCCAUUCUCUACCUUUGUGUCUUUAUUCCUGUCCUGUGCCUAGGUUCAUUAGAACCUUUUUUUUUUUUUUAGAUUCCAUAUAUAUGUGUUAGCAUACGGUAUUUGUUUUUCUCUUUCUGACUUACUUCACUCUGUAUGACAGACUCUAGGUCCACUCACCUCACUACAAAUAACUCAAUUUUGUUUCUUUUAAUGGCUGAGUAAUAUUCCAUUGUAUAUAUGUGCCACAUCUUCUUUAUCCAUUCAUCCGUCAGUGGACACUUAGGUUGCUUCCAUGUCCUGGCUACAGUAAAUAGAGCUGCAAUGAACAUUGUGGUACAUGACUCUUUUGGAAUUAUGGUUUUCUCAGGGUAUAUGCCCAGUAGUGGGAUUGCUGUUCACCCUACCCUACUUAUAAUUUAACAGGUUAGCCUGCUGCUGUUUCAUGGGAUGCUACAGAAUACACAAGAUGCUUGGAUCAGAGGCAAAGGGCUUUUAUUAUUCACAGGAAAAGCAGUAGCCAGAGCUUCAGGUUGGCUUGCAUCAGUUCCCCAGUUCUCUAAGUCCCACGAAAGCAACACAGAGGGCCACUGAUGGCAGCCUGCACACGCAGUGUGUUGUGUUAUGGAAGAGGAACACUUGGGGUAGCCACUGCUUUUAUAGUAAGCAGAAACAAUCCUGUUCUUUGUCCAAGGGCAGUUGUUACCUCAUGCCUCAAGGCUGCUCAGUGUAAACACAAGCCUGAGACAUGGACUGGGUAAAGAUAUGCCUGGCAUCCUGAGAAAGUACGCAGUGUCACUCAGAGCCAUAGUGGAUAGCCUCCUCCAAAAACUCACUCUUCAACCUGAUACGUUCUUGGCCAGACUUGAGUUUUCAUGUGAGUAUGCCACUCUGUCGGCUACUCUGAUUAAUCUGGCAGACAGGUUGCUUAGUCAAUACCAAAUCUAUUCAAUUGUUCUCAUAUACCAACUAAAUUAAGGCUACUAAAACAGACUCUGAGCAGCAGGGUGAAGCCAGGCUGCAGUACUGACCUCACUCAUGUUCCCAAGGGUCUUGAAUUUAGUCAAAUGUAAGUUCCAAGGGAGGGCCAGUAGGUCUUUUUAUUAGCCAGAAUGUAGUCUAAGACCAAUUGUUAUCCAUUAUGAACCACGCAAGGGAGCUUUGACUGUCUUACCUGUCUUUGGUGUCAUUGCCAAAAAUUACAGGAGGCAAUAGAUGGGCCAAAAGGCAACUCCCAUCGCUAGUGGAGAUACCUUUGUGGCCCAUUUUCCCCACAUACAAGCACAUAAUCUCAAUAGGCCCAGGUCACUGUAUAUCAGGAUUUCUUGUUAAACCUGAAUUGAAUCACCAUUAUAUAAAUUUGAUUAAGUCACAUGGGUAGUGCUACCCAGUAGUUUCAGCCUCAGUUGCCAUGCAUGGCAAAAUCCACAGCCACUCAGGCAUUAAGAGAAGCAUAUGAUCAGUCAGAUUGAGACAAGGUUGUCCUGGUUCCUGUGUUUGUAAGUGUUCUUAACUGGGAGCUGCCAUUGAUGGCAUCAUGUCCUGCCUUCUGUACCAAAUAAGAGGCUUAACAAGGAGUUGAGCCUCCUUUGUGGUGGUGGCUUGUGGUGGUGGCUUGUGGUGGUCAAGGAGAUACAGCAUCUGCUUGUUUGACUCCCAGAGGGAUGAGUGCUAUGAAUCUCUCCAAAUGGUAUCAAGGAACUUUACUUGGCAAACAGUGUUCUGAAUUUUGUUCAGGUUUAUCGGUCACUCCUACUGGUAGAGGUAGAUAAUGCCACAGUCAGGGCCAUUGAGACAGGCUUCUAACUUGUCAACCACAGCACAUCUAUAUAUCACCUGUAUAGUGAACAUCUGAGGCAUCAGAGCACAGAGGCACACGCGCUCAAUGGCAGCCUGUCGAUGGGUUAGGAUGGGUUAGGGCAUGGUGGUCGCUGGCAGGAAGCUUGUCUCAUUUCUCUACUUGUAGCAAUACCCCGAAUGGGAGAACCACCUCUGGCACUUUAUGAGCAUUUAAGUUUAAGCACAUAACACCUCGAUGCCAAUUAUGUAUUUUCAUGAUAAUAGUACAUUGAAUUGGGCUGUUGGGACCCGCCCACAGGGUCACUUUUUUCCUUUACUGCAAGAUUUGCUCCAAUCCUAUCAGUUACCUUUAGUCACUUUUUCCCCCUAUGGAAACAUGGACCAAGAAGUUUAACACUUUCACAUUAGGGGCUUUAACAGUUGCCAAGAGUUGGUGUUAAUCUCCCUGACGGGUAGCUCAGGAAGGAGCAGAGAGUGAGGGCGGCAGGCAGGGAGGUUUUGUUUUUGGGGUGUUUUUUUGACUCUACAUUUCAGUGUUGGUGGCAGCUUCUCCCCGUGCUGUUCCUAGUAUCUGGAGAGCACCCAGGCUCCAGGGAUCUUCUCUUUGUCCUCCGCUGGCCACUGCAUCUCCCCAGUGCCCUGCAGUCCUGGGUACCUUGGGCCCCCCUGUGCCCAGUAGCCACUUCCCUCAGGGACUGGGUAGCAUGGUCCCUUGGGCACCUGUAUCUAACAGAGCUAUAAAAGUUUGAGUCACUUUCUUCCCCAGAGUCCCCCCGUUACACUUGGCUUUCUCCGUACAGCGGAUGACUUCAGGGUGGAGGGUGCUGGAGGUGUUAAGUGUAGAGGGAGAGAACGGCUCCAUGCCAGGAAACAACACUCUGUGUUUACUUUUGGUUUUGAUCAGCUGCCCAACUUGUGCUCAACAAACUUGUAUUUUUGGUCUACUCAAAGUUGUAUUUCUUCAGCCACUGGCGGUCCAGUGGUUAAGACUACGUGCUCCCAGCGGAAGGGGUACGGGUUUGACCCCUGGUCGAGGAACUAAGAUCCCACAUAAAAAAGUUGUAUUUCUUCCUUGCUGACAGCAUUUCUUUCAGCUCUGGGGACCCCUUGACUUGGUGGCUGCAGCCGGUUUCUUUCUCAGGUUGUGCCAUGGGGCACGCUGCCUUGUUGCCAUGUUCACAUUCUUCCUUCUCCCACCCAACGUGAGUGGGCAACAACCAAGACACCAUUUGGUUGUAUGACCUCUCUCUCAUACUUAGUCUCCAAACGUUCAUUAACAGGUAGACAGUAGGCAGCCCAUAGUCCCCUCCCCCUUACCCACUACUUGAGUGAAAGCAUUCACUAUGGAACCCAUGGAAUCAUAUCUCUUGACCCCACCCACCGGGGCUCAUCUUUUCCAGAGAACCAUGGCUCUCUCAAGUUAAAACUGGCAAGAACUAUGCAGAGUCUGGGAUUUUGCUCUGUUUACAAGCUAACAAGUUGGCCUAUUAAAAUUUCAUGCGACACUGGCAGAAGACUCGAGACUCCUGGGUCAGAGACAAAGGACUUUAUAAAAGUAACCAGAGCUUCAUGUUAAUUUAUGUUAGUCCCCUGUGCUCUCAGGUCCCUCAGGUGUGACAGGAGCCCGUGAUGAAUGCCUGCACACGUGGUAGUUUGUGUUACAGUAAAGGAACACUGAGCUCAGGCGAUUCACAACUUUUAUAGUAAGCACAAGUAAGCCCAUUCUUAGUCUGCAGAAAGAUAUUACGUCAUCAUUCAAGGUUGCUCACUGCAAACACAGACUUGAGAAAUGGCCUGGAAAAAGAGAACUCAAUGCCCAGCAAGGACAUGCAGGGAUGCUCAGAGCCCAUGGCAGACUGCCUAUCCCGACAAAGUCUCUUUUGCUACUUAGCCGUAAAUUGAACAUUAUAAGGCCUGAAUUUAUGUGUGUAGUUUUUGGAAAUGAAUAUUAGAAGAGCUCUGAGAAAAUAAUAGUAUUAAUUAAGUUACUGAUUACCUGUCAUGUUCCAGGCACCAUUCUAAACUCUUUGUGUAUUGCAUUACUUUGCUAGGGUCGCCUCGACAAAGUACCACAUACUAGGUGGCUUAAACAACAGAAAUUUAUUUUCUCACAAUUCUGGAGGCUAGAAGUCUGAGAUCAAGGUGUGGGCAGGGCUGGUUUCUUCUGCGGCCUCUCCUUGACUUGUAGAUGGCUGUCUUUUCCCCGCGUCUUCAUAACAUCUUCCCUCUGUACCUAUCUUUGUCCAAAUUUCCUCUUCUUGUAAGGACGCCAGUCAUAUUGGAUUAAGGCCCACCCUAGUGACCACAUUUUAACUUAAUUACCUCUUUCAGGACCCUAUCUCCAAAUACAGUCACAUUUUGAGGUACUGGGGUUUGGGACCUCAGGGUACGAAUCGGCGGAGGAACACAAUUCAGCCCAUAACUCGUAUGUAGUCUCAAUCUUUGCAACAUCUAUUUUCUCCAUUUUAUGGUUGAGGAUAUUAGCUUAGUGAGGUUAAGAAACUUGCCCAAGUUCUCACAGAUAAUAGGUAGUAGAGCUGGAAUUUGAACUAAGGUUUUAUCUGGCUCCAAAGUCUAUAUUUCUAAGCAUUAAUUGUGAUAUGAAGCUUUUUUUUUCUAUAAGGUAACAACAAAACAAAAGAGAAUGCCUGGUUUAUUUACAGGGCUAAUUUAAAUGUAUCAGAAAAUAUAAUUUGAUUAUGCUCAUGCUUGGGUAAAAGAAUAUCGUUUUUGGUUUGGUGCUUGUCUUACAAUGUGAUAACGUGCGAACUUUGCACAGAUAAUCAUUCCAAUUAUACAUACCGUCUUUGUUCACAGAAUAAUAACAAUGUUGAGUAUUGAACUGUUUUUAAAAAUAAAGGAUAUUAUUUUACUUGAGUAGAUAGCGACGUAUUAUUCUCCCUCUGUAUACUAUUAACACGUAGUUUUUGUUAAAAUAGUACGAAGAUUAUGAGUGCCACUAAUAUUAACAUAGAUGUUCAGCUCAUUUAGUAUAGA